Messenger RNA from Spirometra erinaceieuropaei, 8577 nucleotides. NCBI's taxonomy places the organism in Eukaryota, Metazoa, Platyhelminthes, Cestoda, Diphyllobothriidea, Diphyllobothriidae. The record is from the annotation of a GenBank genome assembly.
AUGCUUAAGUACAUUGAUAGACAAGAUGUGCUGCCGUAUUUUGACACGAUACUGUACAACACUAAUAACGCCAACUGUUCAAUAGAGGAUUUAAGACGAGGUAACAUGCGUUCAUUAAGCCCUUAUUAAUCUUUCUAGUCCUCAUUGAUAAAGUUGAUGCCUUCCUUCAAUAUUCGACCGCGCUUACAGACGAUGAGGUGCACCCAGAAGAACCCUACGAAAUAAGCCAGUGUCAGCCGUUGGAAAACCUUCGAGUAACUAGGUACUUGAUUACUUAUGGAGUAAUUUGUAAAGUUACUUGUUUAAUUUUCUUACGGGCUUGGAUACCCGCCUAAUAUGUGCUUAUCGCUCUCCCCUUCACUGACACGGCGGAAAUUACUGAAAUGGCAUUUGCAUUAGGUACUAACCCCAGGCGGGAAUGCGUGUUGGUUGCCAUAAGUUUUCCUUCCGUAACCACAUUUAUAAAAUUUUACUCCCGCGGGUCCACCCAUUACUGUGUCGCCUUCAGAAACUCCAUUUGGAAAUUCUAUUCUGUCUCCCGGUUUUCUGCAAUUUAGCUGCUUUAUUACCCUUGAAUGCUUAAAUGGCACAGGUAAUUGUUCAAACCCCUUAUUUUCUCCAGAAGUUGUGUGUAUGUUUCUACCUCGAAAGUCCUGACGUUUAGAAUUUUUGUCACGUGAGUGGGCUUUGGCCUAAGGUCACGCUUCCAACGACACAUGGUAUUCGUGAAACGACCGCCGCGUGAGGGGACGGUUAGUGCGCUUUGUUCGAUAAUGGUCUCUUUGUGUGCUUCGUCAACGGAUAUGACCGUCACGGGGUGCAUAUUCUAAUCCUGGAAACUAAGAGGACGUCUUUGUAUUUUUUUCUCUGUCUCGAGGACAGUCAGUUGAGGGAUUCUCUGAAGUUCAAAAUCUGUUUUGGUUACGUUUUCACGCCGCCUGGGACUACUGAUUACCUACCACACAGUUAGAAUAAAAUUAUACUCAUGAACAAUUUGUAUGAAAGAAUAUAAAAUGAUCUCUUACGCCGACAAUUUGUUUUUGAAACAACGUGAGUAAGCUCUCCAGACCGGGCGACCAAAGACUAAAGAGGCGGAAUCAAUUUUGAAUUUUCGCUUGUAAAUAGGGGGACCAACAGUCGCUUUGACCGCAUAUUUAAAUCGAGAUAUUUCCGCCUCUUGAUCGUUUUCCCGUCGUAAAGAUCGGGGAUUACUACGGUUCUGAAGGCGCAACGGUGACCUGCCUCUUAGUUAUAGUAACGCUUAGGGGGCGUCAGCUUCGCUCUUCCCGCUCACCCCGUUUCAAUGGACAGACAGAGUGAAAAUGACUGGGCAUGAGUAUUGGUGCAGUUAUCAACAAGAAUGAACCUAUGUUUUCGCUGAACACGCGGUGGUCCCUACACAGAAGCAACCUCUAUCUCCGUCCUGUAGGCUAAAGCGCGCUGAAUCGUUGAGUCAAGGUGUCGCAUUUAUUUAAUGUAUCCUCAUUAUAAACGACCCUGACAAGAUUAAUCACAUGGUUGAUGUACUGGUGGUGAGUAGUGUUUUACUGGCUGUUUUUGCCUGUGUACAUUUAUCGCAGUAGACCCGAACAACGCCUAUGAUUCACGUUCACCCACAUUCAUUUAUACAGGCGUUUUCAAUGCCUUUCGUUGCAUACUUGUUGCCUCCACUACCACUUGCUGCGUUUUAGGUCACGCGCGAAACGCAGAGCCUCAACUGACCCAUCGAAAUGUGUAACCGUCGUCAAGCGUAUGCGUCACAGUUCAUCAUGUGGAGGCUUGUCGGCUUCUGGGUCUCCCCAACGGUGCACUGCUGGCGAAGUUCGCAGUCUCGCCGCCAACUGCUGCGGCCAGGUCCGCUCGGCCAUAAUGGCAGGCGCUCUUAGCGGCCCCGCUAUCCACACACUUUUGUCGGCUUCUUUAAUCAGUAUGCUGGCCGUGCUCCGCAUGAUUCUCACGCAAACUCUGACUACAGGCAACAAUGGCAGUUCCAGUAGCAACGCCAUCUCUGGUCUCAACACCUCCGCAGGCACAAACUCGCCUACGAGCGGUAGCUUCACUCUCACCACCUCACCUCAUCCACAUGGACUUUCUCCUGUGCGUCUCCUCUUAGCCAUGCCAUAUUUGAUUGCGCUGGCAAGGAUCCACCUUCUACAGGGUCUUGUAUUUGGGCCAAGCGGACCGUUAGGUCCUCCUGGUAUCCCUCCUCGAGGCAUCACUCAGCCCAUGGGACCAUUCAGUAGAGGUGCGGGUAAUUUUGCUACCACUGCUGGUGGAGCGGGCGGAAUAAUUAUGACUGGGGAUACACACCACGCCUCGUUUUCUGCAAGACAGGUUCACGCGCAGCAAACGUCUGUGCUCCUACAAAGACAUGUCGUCCUGCUGUCAGGCGGCGUUGGAAUCACAGCAUCAGCAAAGGACUCCUGCAUCUUCUAUUACUGCCGUAUUCGCCUACGUAUUCGUAUCGACAUGGGACCGUCAACUGAGAUGCUGGUAAGCCUCGAAAUCGUUUCAGUCUUUAUCAUUGCAUUUUCUUAUUCUGUUUGCGGAAUCAUCACCCCACUGUUCCGUUAUUAGACUAAAUGAUUAUUCGUCAACGCCGUGGGCGGGCUUUCCAGAUCUUUGUCUUCGUGCUCGAGUGUCUUUGCUGACGAUGUCCACCAUGUGCUCCACAGCACUUUGAGAGCUGGGACGGUGACUUGCACGUGAAUUAGUUUUCUGUAACAGUAGACUUGCGCUGCAUCUACUACACUCUCUCCUCUUCCACCUCGACAAGGUGGGCCAAACCAAGUAGACCGGAAAUGAAAGAGGGCACCUACGCGUACUGUUACUGACUUAUACUUUAUCUUGGAUAAAUGGAAUUUCUGCCGACUUUGUCACACGGCUGCAGAUACUAAUUGCGAUUAUGGCGAAUCAUCUCCAACUGCCCAGAAACGCCUUCGACGCGGGCACUCUGGACUUCUUAUCAGGCCUUUUUUGAUUUUGUCCUGGGUUGUUGGAAAAAUGGCUGGAUUUGAGUAGGAUCGAGCAUUGGUUUCAACGAAACUGCAAAUCCUUGCGCAGAUUGUUUUGGGGUUACUAGAAUUGAGUACCGUCUGGAGAAGGUUACAUUCAAUCCAGAUUUCAGGUUAAUGGACCGUAUUUCCAACCUAGUCGUUCAAAGUUGCCUAUUCCAACGGCACAGAUUUGCUUGCCCACAAUACUCGGUGACAGGGGAUCUCUCGCAAACAGCUGGAUUUUCCCACCAACCAACCCCAAACUCUCAUGGUGGACAUCGCAUUUAUUUGAAAUUCCUUGCAGUUUCCGCUAAGGGUGCCCGAUGUCACUCGCUUUUGGCCUGUUACUCCGGGGUGUGCUUGUUGUGCUCUCAGAACUUCCCGCCUGCUCUUGCGCUCCUUCUAACGGUGUCAGCUUGCCCUGUUUAAAACUGGCAGAUGACAGCGUCGUCCUCGGAAAUGACGCUGAAACUAUUACUAACACCUAGGCAAGACGCUUCGCCUAGCGAGUCUUAGGAUGAUUUCGUGGAAUUGGGCGUGUUCGAGAACACGUCUGCCUCUUGCUGACGACCUCAUAUUGGGAUUAAGCGAGUUCUUCCCCCUCGAAACCGAUGAGUGAGGGACUUGGAAAUAAGAAAUGUUCCUUAGGUUUCCAUUAAUAUCUGUCCCCGUGGCCUCUACUUUCUGUCUCGUCGACUGUUUAUAGCGGAGUUCACAACCCGAAUAUUAGCCAGUAUUGCUUUAUUUAUCGGAUUUUUGGUUUUCGCGAGCUAAGUUGUGCGUUAGCGCAAAUUUCAAUUACCAGCAACUGCGUCUGCAAACUGCCGUGAUCGUACCAGCACCUGUGUAGCACGCCACUUCGUAUUUGGCAGGCGACUGAACAAGUUUUAAGGCGAGGCUUGAUAGUUAUUCCUUUGAGACCAAACGAACCGAUGGAUGUGCAGAGGACGUAAACGUUUACUUUGCCCUUUAUCAGCUCAACGGCGAAGUCCAGCUGCAGAUAAUUUUUCUGACCGCAAAUGAAAGACGAAGUUUGAUAACCAUAUAGUUACAACAAUUGACUAACAUGACGCCCUUGUACGGCCUCUAUCUCCCGAAUGGGCGACUACGAGCCACCUGACCCUACGUCAGGCCAUUGAGUGAUUGGUGGGACAUUUGCCCACUUACCGUAUCUGCGCGUAAGUGUUAAAGCAGAUUGUAAAUCUGUCUCUCACUGACCGCAUCCUCGAAGCAAACUAUCGCGCCGAUCCUUUUUUCGUCUCUCGCGUAGAAUAAGGUGGUAUGCCAAUAAAGCAGGUUUCACAAAUCACAAGUCAUGUACUGUCUAGUAGAAUUUAAUAUAACUGGCCACCUGACUAAACCAGCCGAGAAUUCUCUCAUCCUUAUUCACUAUCCCCGUUAGACGUGUCAUUAUGCCGAAGUCAACGGUGUGCCCCCGCUUAUACCCUCUUAUCCCUUGCGCAGACAGUCCACAAAUUUACUUAGUUCAUGCAGUUAAAUGAUUGUCAAAGGUGUCGACUUCGGUGACAGCGCCAGCCUCCGUGGGUCAUUAUCCCGCCUAAGUCGAUGAUGACGAUGCAUUCUUUUUUUCCCAGAAUCUGAUACAGGUCGAUCGUCAGGAUCCUUACGAACGCCAGUUGGAUCUGUUUGCUCAGGCCUCCAACCUUCUUCGCAAUCACUCUCCGGGCGAGCUUUUCUGCAAUAUGUGGUUUAACCAGUUGCAUCAUUUGGAGGCAUUCUGGAGUGAUUAUUUAUCAGGAUUUCUGAAACAGGUUCGUGUCCGCAACCCCGCUUGCAAGCAUUUGUCUCAUGCGCCCCUGGCUUAUAAACCCCUUUACUCGUGAGAAUUAUUUUGCCAUAUAUCUGCUUCGCCUUAGUGCUAUAGCAUUCAAAUGAUUAUCACCAUUUAUAGCAACAUAGAAGACUCAGUCCACAACUGGCUGUCCAAUUAUAGAAGUGUAUGCGUUGUCCAGUAUUUAUAGACCAUUUUAUAUGCAGAGGUGAUGAUUCCUCUAAUACAUCAUUGUGUCAUCCAAAAUUUUCAAGACAGGAAUAUGUUAAUCAGCAUCUCAGUUUGUCAUAAUUUCACAUACUUUCUCUCUCGUAAGUUUUUGUAAGAAAUCAUGUCUGUCCUAUUUUACUGGGCAACUAUCAGAGGGUGGGUUCUUCAUUGGCACAACUACUGGCUACGCACGAUAGCAGGCUCUCGGGCCUGACAAAUAAGCAGUCGAGGACUGCCUGUGACAAUGUUACAAGGGCGCGAGAGGACUGAUGUCUGACCCUCCGACUCUGAUAUGAGGUAUCGCAAACCCCGGUGGUGGCACUAUGAUAUGGCGACCGUGAACCACCAAUAAACAAAUUUCUUUGUUAUCUCUUAAGCCAAAGCCCUAGAGAAGGAAACCUCAAUCAGGUGGUUUCGGCGGCUGCCGCGACCUUUCCUCUACACAGAAACUUCAUAGCAUCAACAAUUCAUCCUGUGGCAUCUACAGGGACCCACAUACUCCGCAACCCUGACCUUAUUGCGAGUCAAACUAGGUGCGAACCGUUUUUGAUCUUAGCGCCAAACAUCUGACGACACAUAGCCUUCGUCAUCACGGCGCGAAUACGCGUUGCUGAUCUGAAGUUCAAAGCCCCGAUUCUGGUUCUGGGAAAGUCAAGAUGCCGUGGGGCCAACUCCUAAGCCACCUUCUACCAUAGCGUCCAAGCCGACCCCUCCCACAUGAUGACGACUAUGGCAACAGGCGAGCUGUGAAUUGAUUGCGUGGGAACCAGCCCAUGACCGGCUGGCUUUCUUAUGACUGAUGAGGCACUUUACUAACAUCCCUGUCAUUUACGUAAAUGCACUAAUACCAGCAUCUGAGCAAAGCUGCAAAGACUGGUUAGAAUAUUCCAUCAUCCUAAUCUGCUGAUGGCUGUCGGGGUCUGGACUGCUCGGAAUGGGCUAGGCGACUCCCUAUUAGCCGCUCUAGACUGAGCAUUUGCUACGACUAUGAUGAGGAGAUGCUGAACCCCGCUAAGCAGGACUGACUGUUUAUCACCGACACGUGCUUCGCGCAUCGCCGAAAACAGCUCCUGACUUGGUAUUCAAACCGUGAUCAGGUGGCCAGCCUGACUGACUACCUUCGUAGCAGAUGGAUGGUGUCGAAACUGGCCAGGUCUGUAGGUCAGACCAUGUUCUCUUUCGCACGCCUGAAAGUCCUCCGUAUCUUGGCGGGAAAAUAGCUUUGUAAGACAGCCUGAUGUCGCGAUAUUGCGAUAACCGAGUAAGACCGCGGCCCUGAGCACAGAAGCUCGGUCUCGUCCUAGAUCUUGAGUCGAAGGAGAACGUAGUGAUAAAUGGUCAUCAUCGAAAGUCCUUGUCUGAAAGGUAGCCGAGGGAAUUCCCGGAUUUACCCAGCGGCACAGGGACCUUACAGUUGCAUGUCCAGACAGCUUGAUCCAUUCCGUCACUUCUGAAGGUAGGUGGUAAAGUAGGUUAGGGAUGAUUUCGAAAAUGAGUAGGUUGAGUUGGCGACCACCACGAAGUAGACCUCAAACUUAGGUGAAACUCAAAAACCAUCAAGUUAUUGGCUAUGCUGGUGGUCGGUCCCCUGCAACGAACGAUUGUUCUUCAAGGCAAUGACGGUGUUGUCGCCAAAAAUUGGGCCAAAGUUGUAAGAUGGCGUGAGUAUUUCCACUGUCUUCACUCGCUUCGAUGACCAGUUAUCAAUGCCCUUUCUUCUCGGCAUCGGAAAUUUCCUCAUCUCUAGCUUAUGCAGUGGCGUGUGGCCAUCUCUCCGAGGAAUAAAAUGAUAAAAUGUUGAACCUGUGCGGCAAUAGAACUUCCGGUGGAGACGGUAUUUCCUGUCGAAUCCUAAAGUCCUCGGUGCACACUCCUCUUCCCUGGCUCCCCGAGCAGGCAUUAAAAGAUGAAAAUAUUGCUGAUGAUUGUCCCUCGGUCGUUCUUGUGCCGGUCCUCAUGCCGAGGGGUAAGAAGUGUGAGGACAGCCACGGCGUAAGUUUCAUCAACAGUGCCGCAAGGCUGCCUGCAUUUCGUUCUCAGGCGAUUUCCGAGUGUAUAUAAGUCUGAAACGAGGUUUAACCAAGCUUGGUUCCCGGCUGGACGCAGAUGUAUGAAACCAAAUAUUCACACUUCGACGCAUUCGUAGACUAUGCCGCAACUAUUAGCAACCGACAGUCCUCGGCUUUUUUGACAGCACUGCAGUGUUCGGUUCCAUUCAUCUUGAUCGUCGUUGUAUAUGAUGGACCCAAAAAGUAUGUUGACCGGGAUCAUCGUUGUGAUGAAACCCUGUUGUUACAUCACUAUACGAGUUGUGGCCUACAGCAAUAAGUGCCUUCCGCUCGAUAUUCAGUCUGAUAUUACAUUGUGUCGCCCCCUGCCUCGCCUAAUUACGCCGCUGAGUGGAUUCUCGAGUAGACCCUGCACAGUUUUGACGGCACCGGUUGGUUGAAUUCGUCUUCGCCGACGGUAUCGCCUAGUUAGCGUCAAGCUAUGAUGACCUGCAUGUCGUGAGUGAGUGGGGUCGUCAAGUCAGGCAGUUUAUGAACGGUGGAAUGGCUAACGUGUCUUUGAUCUGCAUUCCUGAUGUGGUUUGGGGGCACUCUUCGUUGUUGCCUUCAUGCGCCAAGUGUUACCGUCCUCAAUCCGGCGUCGUUGUGCACCUGGAUUCCUGGAAGACAAAGUCAAUUCAAAACAUAUCUUGGCUCAUUCCAUCAAGGCAUACUAGUGGUUCCUUAACUUUCGCUGUUCGAUUUUCGUCGCUGGAGUAGAGUAUGUUUCGAGUUCUCCAGACUGGUUUCCGCAAGUCGUCAGACGUGAAGAGGUACUAUUCGCAGUAUCAUAGAGGCCGGCUGGGUCAUACAUGAUCACUGCUGUACCAAGUACAGGUAGCUUCGAAUAAGUGCGCAAUUGACCAAAUAUAUUCCCUUGUGAUUUACUACAAGUCAGCUCCUAUUGUUUCCUUCAAAACGGGCUCGGAUGGCAUUUGGUCGGCCAAGUAGUCGUAGUCCGGGCAUCGGCCCACAUUUUUGUCCCUACCCUAUUUCCACAAUCCUCUUUUAGAUGCUAAUGGACAAUUUGUUGAGCUCCUCAUCACACAGCUUGGUCGGACGCUACGAGACGGCCGUUCACUAUGCAGACGCCAGCACGCAGACAGGGCAGGCCUCAGGCGGCCCUGCCGACCGCUCUCGCACCGGCAGUCGUUUGUCCGACUCGAGGGAGUAUCUGCCACCGACUGAGGCCCUUGCAGCCGCUUUGCGCGCCCUUCGUACCCGCCUGAAUGCCUCUGGCGGCUAUGCCGCAGGCCGAGCCAAUCUUGCUGGAUGGCCGGCCCCGCCGAACUUUGAUCUCCACCUUUUCAUCUCGCGUCGAGAAUACGAAAACGGUCGCUCUCUACUCAUGCGAAACCUGCGCACCAUCCCGAGCCUCUCACGACUGAUAGCCGUCUCAAACUUUUUGCCGGCCAUUGCCGCCUCACAAUCCUCGGCCACGCCACCGGGUCAACCUCGCUGUUCACAAAUGCCUGGCUUCACUGCAAGCACAAGUGGACCGCCUUAUUUCCACUUUUCGAAUAUACGAUGA